Molecule: messenger RNA, 6229 nt
Organism: Sphaeramia orbicularis (orbiculate cardinalfish)
Lineage: Eukaryota; Metazoa; Chordata; Actinopteri; Kurtiformes; Apogonidae
Gene: scn4aa
Product: sodium channel, voltage-gated, type IV, alpha, a
Exons: 28
Coding region: 118-5751 (1877 amino acids)
Biological process (GO): membrane depolarization during action potential; neuronal action potential; sodium ion transmembrane transport
Cellular component (GO): plasma membrane; voltage-gated sodium channel complex
Molecular function (GO): voltage-gated sodium channel activity; calcium ion binding
Source: RefSeq, a predicted model, not a curated record
UUUAUUUAUUUAUUUUUUUCCCUGGUUUUUUCUUUGAUUCUGUGGAAAUAUUUGCUCUAUCGUGCAAGCUUCUUCUAGGGAAAAACUGGUGUGGCAGUAUCCCUUCGCAAUGCGAAGAUGGCAAUCCUGCUCCCUCCCCCAGGCACCUCUGCGUUCCGCCUCUUCACACAGGAGUCACUGGCAGAGAUUGAGAGGCUCGAGAAGGAAGGAAAAAGUGCCGCUGAAGUAGAGGGCCAUGAAGAUGAGGAGCCACUGGUCCCAAACGCUGAUCUGGAGGCCGGCAAGAGUCUGCCCAUGAUCUAUGGUGACCCUCCAUCAGAGUUUCUCAACACACCUUUGGAGGAUUUGGACCCCUUCUACAAAGCACAGAAAACAUUCAUCGUGAUCAGCAAAGGAAACACUAUCUUUAGGUUCAAUGCUGAACCGGCUUGCUACAUUCUAAGCCCCUUUAGUUCUGUGAGGAGAGGAGCCAUUAAAAUUCUCAUACAUUCAUUAUUUAGCAUGUUCAUCAUGAUUACGAUUCUAUCAAAUUGUGUAUUCAUGACAAUGAGCAACCCACCAGCAUGGAGUAAAACCGUGGAGUAUGUUUUUACUGGUAUUUAUACGUUUGAGGCAACAGUCAAGGUGUUGUCUCGAGGUUUCUGUGUUGGAUCUUUUACAUUCCUUCGAGAUCCAUGGAACUGGCUGGAUUUCAUGGUGAUCAGUAUGGCAUACGUCACUGAGUUUGUUGACCUUGGCAAUGUGUCAGCCCUCAGGACAUUUCGCGUACUUCGAGCCCUCAAAACAAUUACUGUGAUUCCUGGUUUGAAAACCAUUGUGGGCGCAUUAAUCCAGUCAGUGAAGAAAAUGGUGGAUGUCAUGAUUCUGACUGUCUUCGCUCUUGCGGUGUUUGCUCUCGUUGGCCUUCAACUUUUUAUGGGAAACCUGCGCCAAAAGUGUGUGCGGUGGCCCAUCUCAACAACAAAUGAGACGGCAUAUGAAUCAUAUUUCAACAGUUCUUUCAAUUUCAUGGAGUAUAUUGAAAGCGCAGAGAAUCAAUAUUUUUUGGAAGGCAGUAAAGAUGCUCUUCUCUGUGGAAACAGUUCUGAUGCUGGAAAGUGCCCUGAAGGAUACACAUGCAUGAAAGCUGGGAGGAACCCCAACUUCGGUUACACCAGCUUUGACUCUUUUGGAUGGGCCUUUCUCGCCCUCUUCAGACUCAUGACCCAGGACUUUUGGGAGAACCUUUUCCAGCUGAUCCUACGGGCAGCUGGUAAGACGUACAUGCUGUUCUUUGUGGUGAUUAUCUUUCUGGGCUCCUUCUACCUCAUCAACCUCAUCUUAGCUGUAGUAGCCAUGGCUUAUGAUGAGCAGAAUCAAGCAACUCAGCGAGAGGCCAUAGAGAAAGAGGAGGAGUUCCAACGGCUGCUAGAGCAACUCAAGAACCAAGAGCAGGCCCAGCAUCUAGGGAGUCGUGCAACUUUAACAAGCAAGAAGUCUCUCAGUCAUCACACAACAUCUGACCUCGCAGAUGAUGAACAGAGCCUCGAAAAUGAUGAAUCUAUCAAAGACUGUAAUGGCAGAAUUGUGCCCCGUCUCCUCAUCAGAGCGCCCACCAUGGUAGAGUGUGCUGUAGAAGAAGAACUCAAAGAGAAGUCAUUAGGCUCUGUUCACAGCAUGCUUGAGGUGGAUCAACCAGGCCUAAUGAAGAGAACUGCUAGUGCCAUGACUGUUCUCACCACUGCGGCUAUGGAAGAGUUGGAGGACGCUCAGAGGCCAUGCCCACCCGGCUGGUAUAAAUUUGCUGAUAUUUUCCUGAAGUGGAACUGCUGUCCACCUUGGGUGGUCUUCAAAAAGUGGGUGUACUUUGUGGUGAUGGACCCUUUUGUGGACUUAGCCAUUACUAUCUGCAUCGUGCUCAACACCCUCUUCAUGGCGAUGGAGCACUACCCUAUGACCCCAGAGUUUGACCACUUGCUUUCAGUGGGAAACCUGGUUUUUACCGGGAUUUUCACAGCAGAAAUGUUCUUUAAGCUUAUUGCCAUGGAUCCGUAUUACUACUUUCAAGUUGGAUGGAACAUAUUUGACAGCAUCAUUGUCACUCUCAGUCUGGUGGAGUUAGGACUGGCCAACGUCCAAGGCCUGUCUGUACUCAGGUCAUUUCGUCUGCUUCGUGUCUUCAAACUUGCCAAAUCCUGGCCCACUCUCAACAUGCUGAUCAAGAUCAUCGGCAACUCAGUAGGAGCUUUAGGAAACCUGACUUUGGUGCUGGCCAUCAUUGUCUUCAUCUUUGCUGUCGUGGGCAUGCAGCUUUUUGGCAAAAACUACAAAGACUGUGUGUGCAAGAUCGCCGAUGACUGUGAGUUGCCUCGCUGGCACAUGAACGACUUCUUCCACUCUUUCCUCAUUGUGUUUCGCAUCCUUUGUGGGGAGUGGAUUGAAACCAUGUGGGACUGUAUGGAAGUAUCUGGAGCUGCCAUGUGCUUAAUUGUCUUCAUGAUGGUUAUGGUCAUCGGAAAUCUAGUGGUGUUGAACCUCUUUCUGGCCUUGCUACUCAGCUCAUUUAGCGGAGACAAUCUCUCAGCAGGUGAUGACGAUGGAGAGAUGAACAACCUCCAAAUCGCCAUCAACAGGAUUAAACGGGGUAUCAACUGGUUCAAAGGCUUCAUCAUCCGAACCGCUCUGCAGAUACUGAGGAGAAAACCUAAGGAGCCUGACGACAGCCAAAUGGAGGACACUGACCCUAAAACGGAAGGCAUAGAAAUGAACCACUUGGACAGUAGUCAGACUCUGAAAAUGGCGGACGGGAUAGCUAAUUGUUUAGUGGAAGGCCGGUCCACUGGAUUUAUUGUAGAUGGUGAGGUCAGUCUCAAUGUGCCAAUAGCCCAGGGAGAGUCCGACUUCGAAAACCUGGAAGAUGAUGAAGACGAUGUGGAUGAUAUUGAUGCUGAUGACACCGAGACAUCUGAGGAGAAAAGUAACCAACAGUAUAAGGAAGACUCACAAGAUGAAUGUAGUAUUUAUGAAAAUGUCAAACUGAUGGGUGCUCUAACUGAUGGGGAGUCCUCGGUAUGCAGCACAGUGGAUUAUCAGCCACCUGAGCCUGAACCAGAGGAGGUGGAAGAGGAAGAGCCUGAACCAGUAGAACCAGAGGCCUGCUUCACAGACAACUGUGUGAGGCGUUGGCCAUGUCUCACUGUGGACAUCACCCAAGACAAAGGCAAGAGUUGGUGGAACCUCCGCAGGACUUGCUUCACUAUUGUGGAACAUGAUUGGUUUGAAACUUUCAUAAUCUUCAUGAUCCUUCUCAGCAGUGGAGCACUGGCCUUUGAAGACAUAAACAUAGAAAGACGGCGAACAAUCAAAAUUGUUCUUGAAUAUGCUGACAAGGUUUUCACCUACAUCUUUGUCAUUGAAAUGCUCCUGAAAUGGGUGGCAUAUGGCUUCAAGACCUACUUCACUAACGCUUGGUGUUGGUUAGACUUUUUCAUUGUAGAUGUUUCCCUGAUUAGUUUAGCUGCCAACUGGCUGGGCUACUCUGACCUCGGACCAAUCAAAUCCCUCAGAACUCUCAGGGCGCUCAGACCUCUUCGAGCAUUGUCAAGAUUUGAAGGCAUGAGGGUAGUGGUGAAUGCUCUUGUUGGAGCAAUUCCCUCCAUCUUCAAUGUGCUGCUGGUGUGUCUGAUCUUCUGGCUCAUCUUUAGCAUCAUGGGAGUGAAUCUGUUUGCUGGGAAGUUCUAUCGCUGUAUCAACACCACCUCAGAGGAGCUCUUCCCCAUGGCUGUGGUCAACAACAGGAGCGACUGUAUGGAAAUCAAAGAAGCCACGCAGGACGCCCGCUGGAUCAACGUCAAAGUCAACUAUGACAAUGUUGGAAGUGGAUACCUGUCCCUUCUGCAAGUGGCGACUUUUAAAGGUUGGAUGGACAUCAUGUAUGCUGCUGUUGACUCAAGAGAGAUUGAGGAGCAACCUUCUUAUGAGAUCAACCUGUAUAUGUACAUGUAUUUUGUCAUCUUCAUCAUCUUUGGUUCAUUCUUCACACUCAACCUGUUCAUUGGUGUGAUUAUUGAUAACUUCAACCAACAAAAGAAAAAGUUUGGAGACAAAGACAUCUUUAUGACUGAGGAACAAAAAAAGUAUUAUGAUGCCAUGAAGAAACUUGGCUCCAAGAAGCCACAGAAGCCAAUUCCACGUCCAACGAAUCCAAUCCAAGGCUUAGUGUUUGACUUCAUCAGUCAGCAGUUCUUUGACAUCUUUAUCAUGGUGCUCAUCUGCCUCAACAUGGUGACCAUGAUGGUGGAGACGGAUGACCAGAGUCCAGAGAAGGAGGAUUUCCUUUUUAAAGUAAACGUAGCUUUCAUUAUUGUCUUCACUGGAGAGUGUAUAUUGAAACUUAUUGCCCUGCGACAAUACUUCUUCACCAAUGGAUGGAACAUUUUCGAUUUUGUUGUGGUCAUCUUGUCCAUAGCUGGUACAAUGCUGUCAGACAUCAUUGAGAAGUACUUUGUUUCUCCUACUCUCUUUAGAGUGAUCCGUUUGGCCAGAAUUGGCAGGAUUCUGCGUCUCAUUAAAGGAGCCAAGGGUAUUCGGACGCUUCUCUUUGCUCUGAUGAUGUCACUUCCUGCCUUAUUUAAUAUCGGGCUUCUCCUUUUCCUUAUUAUGUUCAUCUUCUCAAUAUUUGGCAUGUCCAACUUUGCCUACGUCAAAAAGGAGGCUGGAAUCGAUGACAUAUUUAAUUUUGAGACAUUUGGUGGAAGCAUUAUCUGCUUGUUUCAGAUUACAACAUCAGCUGGAUGGGAUGGGCUUUUACUUCCGAUGCUGAACAGGGAACCUCCAGACUGUGACCCAAAUUUCGAGCACCCAGGCACUGAUGUGAGAGGUAACUGUGGCAGCCCAGGUAUGGGUAUGAUGUUCUUCUGCAGCUACAUCAUCAUCUCAUUUUUAGUUGUGGUAAACAUGUACAUUGCCAUCAUCUUAGAGAACUUCAAUGUUGCUCAGGAAGAGAGCGGCGAUGCGCUCUGUGAGGAUGACUUUGAGAUGUUCAAUGAGACCUGGGAGAAGUUUGAUGUAGAUGGAACCCAGUUCAUUGAAUAUAGCCGGCUGUCUGAUUUUUGUGAUGCGCUGCAGGAACCGCUCAGGGUGGCCAAGCCCAAUCGGCUUCGUCUUAUUGAAAUGGAUCUGCCCCUUGUUAUUGGAGACAGGAUUCACUGCCUGGAUGUUUUGGUGGCUGUCACACAGAUGGUCUUGGGUGACACAGUAGAGAUGGCAGCAAUGCGUGAGAGCAUUGAGGCAAAGUUCAUCCUAAAUAACCCCACUUCAGACUCCUUCGCACCAAUUACCACAACUGUACGACACAAAGAAGAGGAAAGAGCUGCUACAGUUAUUCAGAGGGCUUACCGUAUGCACUUACUAAAACGUUGUGUACGCAACGCUGCUUUUAUGCACCGCUCUAAAAGAAUAGGGAGAAAGGAUGACGAUGAAGAUCCACCGGAAAAAGAGGGGUUGCUUGCACGAAAGAUGGGUGUGCUAUAUGGUAGCAAUGUGGACCUUGCAGAGGAGAUGGAGCAGGCUGCUUUACAAACUUUAGCAUCGCAAGAGCCUCCCAAACCUGAGACCCUUUCAACUCACACUGAAGCUCAAUGUGAUCCAGAACCAGCUGAGCCAAAUCUAAUAGUUGUGCCUGUAGAAAUUACAAAUGAAGUUUUAUUACAUUCUGCCCCUAACCGAAACCUCUUUGUCCUGCAGGAAAACUUAAGAGAGUCAAUUGUAUAACAAAGAGCAGAAGACAAAUACACUGAACUAUUAUUUUUCACCAGUCAAAAAAGUUAUCUUGGCGGUAGAUGCAAAGUGUGACUAAUAUAGCUGACUCAUCAUUAUAUGAAGAGAUUACCAUAUUGCUAAAUAAUAAAUUGCAUUUUAGAUUAUUUAAACUUAAAAAUGAUUCCUGUUUUGUCAUGCUGUACAUCAGUGGCUUUUCAGAUGUAAAGAACUGGAGUGCAUUGGGUUUACCACAGAAACAAAUGUCACUGAAUGUUACCACCACUAAUGCUAACUGCAUUGAUAAACCCAAAUUUUAAUUGCAGUGUUAUGUUCAACAUCUAUUUAAGAAAUGCAACACUUAAUGCCUUCAUUUGGACCAGCCAAGUGUUUCUUUUGACUUUUUCUUAAAAAAAUAAAAAAUAAAAAAAAAAUAACAAGCCAAGCAUGCCAGUUUCAAGCUAAAGAGCAAUUUGAACAUCGCAUGACAAAA